GAUUCCCUCCUGGUGUUGUAAACAUCAUCCCCGGCUAUGGAGAGACAGCAGGGGCCGCGCUUUCUCAACAUCCGGACGUACGAGUGAUUUCCUUCACAGGAAGCACGGAGGUUGGUCAACUGAUUAUGACGGCAGCAGCCACAAACAUAAAGCAUGUGAAGCUGGAACUAGGUGACAAAUCGCCGUUGAUUAUAUUCGCCGAUGCAGACC
Opisthorchis viverrini is the source of this 210-nucleotide messenger RNA. RefSeq lists its product as hypothetical. NCBI's taxonomy places the organism in Eukaryota, Metazoa, Platyhelminthes, Trematoda, Opisthorchiida, Opisthorchiidae. The transcript has a single exon. The record is from RefSeq and is a predicted model, not a curated record. The annotation marks the transcript as partial. Gene Ontology annotation, molecular function: aldehyde dehydrogenase (NAD+) activity.